CGCGGAGCGGGCGCGCUCCUUCGCUCCGGAGGUCUCGGUGGGGGGGGGGGGGGUGUCUGUGUGUGUGUUUGGGGGCCGCCAUGGCGUGGCCCUGCAUCACCCGCGCUUGCUGCAUCGCUCGCUUUUGGAACCAGCUGGAUAAAGCGGACAUCGCCGUCCCGCUGGUUUUCACCAAAUACUCGGAGGCCACCGAGCAUCCCGCCGCCCCCGCUGCCCUCCCGCGCCCCGCCGCUCCCAUCGAUACCCAGCCCGGUGGGGAGGCGGCGGGGGAAGCGGUUCCCGGUCCCCCCCGGCCCGGCCCGGCCCCGCACGUCUCUCCGCCGGCCGAUUCGGUGAUGCGCCACGAUUACAAACCCUGGAAGGUCCAGCGCCCGGAGCCGAGCUGCAAACCCAAGAGCGAGUACCAGCCCUCGGAUACACCUUUCGAGAAGGAGACCCAGUACCAGAAGGAUUUCCGAGCCUGGCCCAUCCCCAAGCGGGGUGACCAUCCCUGGAUCCCCAAACCGGGACCUUCCCCCGUCCUCGCCUUGGAGCGCGCUUCCCCGGAGAAGCCGGCUCAAGAGAAGCGACGGAAGGUGCUCCUCGGGUCCGAGAAGAAGGAGGAAGACCCCGACGGGGAGGAUGAACAGCCCAAAGCGCUGCGGGCCGGGGAGGGGAGAGAGAAGGGCCGCAAGAAGGCGGAGGAGCCGGGGGGAGGCAGGGCGGCCGCCGAUGCUCUCAACAGGCAGAUCAAGGAGGAGGUGGCGGCGGGGGUCAGCUCGUCCUACAGAAACGAGUUCAGACCCUGGGUAGACGUCAAACCUGUGAAAGCUAUAAAAGCGAAGGCCCAGUACAAGCCGCCAGAGGAGAAAAUGACCCAUGAAACCAGUUACAGUGCUCAAUUCAAGGGGGAAACCAGUAAGCCUGCUCCAGCUGAUAACAAAUUCCUGGAGCGCAGAAGGAUACGCACUCUCUACAGCGAACCCUACAAAGAACCGCCAAAGGUGGAAAAGCCUAGCGUAAAGCCUUCCAAACCAAAAAAGACCACAACAAGCCAUAAACCCCUGAAAAAGGCCAAAGACAAGCAGAUUGCAUCUGGCCGGGCUGCCAAGAAAAAGAGCGCCGAGACCUCCAACACAGCAAAGCCAGAGGACAAGGAGAAAAGUAAAGAGAUGAACAAUAAACUGGCUGAGGCAAAAGAGGUGCCUUGGUAACAGCUCCCUAAUCAUGACUGUUGUGUGGAGGAGAUGUGAGCCCAAGGAUAAAAGAAAAGCCUGCUAAUGGAUUGAAGGCAUCUUUAUGCUUUCUAAAUGCCAGCUUUCCCUGCAGGGAGUCCGCUCCACUGAAAAUCAACAGCGAGGACCAGCCACCAGAAAAAUGAUGGAUGAGGAUUAGUGACAGAUCUUGCGAUAUGUGAGAGCAGUGAGGAAUAAUAACCAUUCCUUCAAUGCCAGCAGUUCAAUGCUGAGAAGUGGAAAGGGGGAAACAUUUUUGAAACCCCCUCGUUGUCAUCUGCCCACCUCCCAACCCACCCUAGCCUGAGACAUACAGCAACCUCAAGCCCCUGAGCAAAGCUGGGUCUUCCCAUGUCUCCGUGGGGAGCCGGAGCCCUGCGUCCCCUGCCUGGCUCUGCGAGAAGUCUGGAGAGCUGGGUCACAGCAGAGGGUGAGGAGCACCUUCCACGGUGCGUGGCGGAGGGGAUCUCACCACACGAUGGCUGGGGUGGAUGGGUCUGUCCUCAUCACUUGAACAGCACCCAGGAGCACUUGAUGGUGCCGGUACCUGAUGGUCAAGAUAGAGAAAUCCUGAGAGCAGUCCCUGGUCAUGGGACUGACCUGCUCCUUGGCCUGGUUCAGGAUUUAGUACCCAACUGAGGACCAAUUCACUGUGGUCGCCUUGUUUGGAGCCAAAAGAUUUGUCAGCAGGGACACGAGCCAGCAAGGCCUCUUUAAAUUAAUGAACUAGUGAUUUGGAGUCGCAGGGCAGUGGAUGUCCUUGUCCCCGUUGCCCCUGCUCCCACCCCUCUCCCCAAGUCUCAUUGCUGAUCAGACUUCUCUUGUCCCUGUUGACUCCUUCCCAUGCAGUCUUCAACGCCCUCACCAUUCCAUCAGACCCCGUCUGCCCACCAUGCUGCUGUUCCUUCUUGCCGUCAAAAUCAUUUUCCUUCCAUCUUCCCUGCCAGCUUUUCCGUGUCUGUCCCACAGCUGCUUCUCCAACCCUUUGCUUUCUCCCACCUCUCCCCCCCAGCACCUUUCCCCUCCAGCUCAUCCUAAACAGCUCUACCUGGGACCUUCUCCUUCCCAUCCUCCCCAAGUUACUGUCUCGUGUCCUGUCUCUCUUGGACUGUAAGCCUUUUUCUUUGCCUGUACUGUGUGAUAACACUCACUUCUUAGAAUAAACAAUACCUCACCUACUGACUGCCCUUUGUCUCUCUUGUUUCUUGGUGUGGCUUCAGUAGAUGUGUCUGCAAGUGCACUGUGUGUCUGUCCUUGUGGCCCGUUCAGCGGUCGGUCUUGCUGCCGCAGCUCUAUCCAUAGUCUUUUGGCAUGACUCUGCUCGUGUUUUUGUUCCCUGGUACCUUUCUUUCUUUUUUCCAGCCACAGAGACAAGCUUUGUUGUCUGUGUAGGAGCCGGGCGUAUUCAGAGCUGCAUGACCUUCUGUCCUUUGCAAUUCUGGUGCAUCUGAUAAAGAGGUUGGCCUUUCUCCAGCUUCGUGCAGAGAUGUCCUGGGCUGGCAGGUGGCUCAGCAAAUGCAGCGACUGAGGAGAAUGAAGGAGAAAUCUUGUAGCCGAGAGCAGAAGCAGCCAAUGGUAAAGGAACCGCAUUUUCCGGCGCAAUACAGAAAACAGUGGGCAGAAGUGUGUCAGUGGAAAUCCAAGCAGAUGCACCUCUCAGGGGAAGAAGCAGAAGCUGACUUAGCAGCAGGACAUGUUUCAGGGAUGGAUGCCCAGGAGGCUUCUCGCGGUUCAGAAGGUGCCCUGAACAUCUUCCUCCAUCUGGGCUAGGACUAGACCUGCCUGUGGUCCCUUCGACCUGGGAGUACAGCAGGGACACAAUUGUGACUAAGUCCCAGGUGGCUCCUUGCUGCCUCCUUGUCCUAAUUUAUUGCCUGAAAGUGCUAGUUUGGUCUAUGCUGGCUGGAGCUAUCGGUGCACACGGAGAUGGUGCUCCAUACACACAUGGAAAGUUGCAGGAGCAGCUGAGUUCCUCUACCCUUACUGUGACCCUCACGGCCAGUGGUGUGACACCACCCUGCCAGAAAGCAAAGGAGACUCCUUAUCAUGCAGAGUGAGCAGGUGAGCUCACAGCAUGGCCAUCAGUCUGGUUUCAUGGGCCAUCUGCAGAGGUUAGGUCUGAAGAAUUAACUCAAGGCCAAACUGAAGCUGGUUGGUGGAGAUGGAUGGGAGAAGGAUCAAGCAGUGCUUGGUCCCCUGGGCUUCCUUCAGUGCCGGUUCCUGUCCUUGGGUGUGCAAAAGCAGACAGAAGAGAUGAAAUGUGUGGGGAGCUCCAGUCCUCCUCAGUGAGGAGUCUGGAGAUUUCAUCGAGGACAAGCGAGACCUGCAGCUGAGUUGUGCUUGACAUCUCCAGGCUCCAGGGAUUUCAGUGUAGAUACUGGAAAGAGGCAGUGGGAAGGAGGAUGCCUUGGUGUAGGUAAUGCCCUGCAUCCUUUCCUAUGUGCCACCAUGACCUGCUCCCACCUGCCAUGCUUUCACAGUGCUGCUGCCUCCUCCUCCAAACUCUAGACUCCAAGAGUGGAAAACCUCUACAACAACCUAAAACAGCAGCCAAAAAACUCAGCUGCACAUUUUUAGGGACUUAAUAGUAUUUAGGACAAGAUUUCUGCAUGCCACUGAAGUCCCUAGCUGACCUUGGAGGUAGAUUGAAGUCUUCUAACUUCUAAAUUUCUGCUACCAGAGCUUUGUAGGAGCUUGUAUAUCUACUGCUUUGCAGGUGGACAUUUGUUUAAACUCUGAAGUGCUGAGCUCCUUGUUGCUCGCCUCACACCUACAUCAGGCCAGAUCUCACAGCCAGACACUUUCUUCUCCUUCAGCCCUUGCUAGCACCAAAUUGGUGCACAUUUCCAGGGCCCACCAAACCUAUGCAAGCAAUAGCAGCCCCUCUGCUUGCUUAGAUACAGACCCAAGCUGAAAUUCUUCAUUUCCCUGCUGUAACCUACAGUGUUAGCCCUACUAUUUGAUGCGGUUGCCUUUUCCAGGGAAUGUAACUGAGACCAGUUACUAAGUACAACCUUAAGGCCAUUUUUCAGGACAAAGACGACUUGUAUUUUUGUCGCUGUUAUCACAGACAGCAAACUUCAGUGCAUAAAGGGCAAUAAAACAUUCAGAAGAGAGAAGUGACUCGCCAUAUCCUACAACCUAAUCGUUAAUUGCAUUUGCCCAGGAAUCGAUGAGUUUGUAUCUUCUGAGGAACAUAAACCUACCAAUGUCCUCCUGGGAGAGGGCUUUAACCAAAAGGUCAGUUCCUUCACAGAGGUGAGCUGUCUUCUCACCUGAAUUCUCUGGGAAAGAAAGGACGGAUUUCUCAUGGUUCUUUUUAAAAAAUGGCCCUUCGGCACCAAACUUCACAGCUAUAUGUGCUUGGGGAUAUUUUGCUGAGUCUGAGCCACCAGUAGAGGAUUCCUGCUGCUUCUAGUUGCUCUUGAAGGCAACUUUUAAAUUUCCAUGUGUCUGGAGUUGGGUCUGUCUAUACCAACUCCUAACAGCUCCCAAAUAAAUAAACUGCUUUGAAUGAAGAUAAUUUUGCAGAAGAGGAUAAAAAUCAUCAGCUCUUUUUGUUAUGAGGCCACCAAAACAUCAAGACCUGAAUCCAUAGAGGAACAGGGAUGAGCCGUGAGCAGAUCCUCCACAUCUGUGAAGAACGGGCUAAUGUUGCUGGAGCCCGUCACCGUCAGAGGCAAGUUUAGACCCCAAGUCACAAGAUGCCAUCUCCCUGUUGUUAUACCAGGACCGGCGAAGAGGAGACUGUGCUGCGUGUGCUCAUGGUGGUCAUCCAUUGGUCAUUUCCAGACAACAUGUGCUGCCUCUGGGAAAUGAACCCCUGCUGAAUUUCAUACUCUUUCUGCAUCUCUCUCUCAGAUGUAACCCGAGUAAUGAUCUGUCACCUCCAAUUCAUUUCCUCUGCAUUUCUCACCUUGUCACAUCACAUAAUUAACCCAACAGUUUGCAACCAGCAGCCCUUGUGAGAGCAAAGAUCUCCAAACUUUCCUCACUUGGCUAAAAGACAAAGAUGAUUUGUAAAUGUUGCUGCUUGUGUGUUAGGACUUGUUACCUUUCAAGGUCAGGCUUUCCUUUCAACCCCCUGAUUUGCACCUUCCCAGCGCACUCUUCCCAAGGCUGGUACCUGGGGCCAGACCUGGCCGUGCAGCCCUGCAGAGAGCAGCCAGGGCUGUUCCCCUCCUGGUGAGAGGCUGUGCAAUGCUGUGUUGUCCCUGAAUACCGAUUCCUGGGGAAAAUAAUGUAAAUACCUCCCCCUCACACUCCUUCCAGUUUAAAACAGGUUUGGAAUCAGCUUUACUGGGAAGGACAAUCACACAAUUAUCUGUACUCAAUCCAAACAAAGAGGAAGCCAGGGGAUGGGGAUGGGACACAGCCUCUUUCUCUUCCAGGAGGCUGGGUCUUACCCAGCCUGCAAUACAUGGCUGAAGGAUGCACACACUCAUGAGAGAAGAGCCAACGGAUUAAAAUGAAGAAGUAUCUACCAUGCAAAGAUGCACCGCAUGCACCAGCUUUCUUGACUGCCUCAACAGAUAUGGAUCAACAUCACGGCGGCUGAGAAGGGUGAAUUCCCCUGGUGACUGUAGCAGGGGCUAAGGGAAAUAUUGAUGGAGGGUGAUUUCAAACAGUUAAUGUCGCUCCAGGAAGAGAUGAUUUGGGGCUUUCAUGCUCUAUUCUGAAAUGCAAGGCAGCAGCAAGAGCAGGGUUGGACACCAAGGAAGAGGUGGGAUUAGUCUGGUGUUGACCCACCCACAACCUGGAGCAUCACAUGCACGCUGGCACAGGAAGACCUGAGCUCAGGCCCCAUAGUUACUGCAUCCUCCCUUACUAGAUCAGAUGAGAAGACGUGCUUAGAGGGGGUGGCUUGGCAUCUGGGAUAGCUGCUGGCAGCCUUCAACCUGCCCAGCCUGCAGGUGCAAGUGCCCUUGGGCACACUGUCCGCUGGCGAGGAUGUGCAGGCAUCUCCAGCCUUCUCCAGAGACCAGGCAGGGGGUCCUGUCCUAGCAGACGUCUGCAUCAGCAGUGUGGACCUGGUCUGUCCUGACAGUGGGGCGUCUUUCCAAAGAGGAGCUGCCCUGCAUUUUCCCCUAAUCCCUUGACUUACAGUGCUGGGCUCACCUCAUUCCCAUAGGAACUGGUAGGCUGGAAGGACUCAGCAGUUUUCCUACAUUGGGGACACAGGGAAAAGGCCUUACCAACCUCUGCCAACAGCCUCUGGCAGCAAAUGUCUCUUCACUCUAAGCACGAAGGGCAGGAGGACGGUGAGUAUUUGAGCCAGAGCUGUCCUGCCAGGGCUCUCCACGUGGUCCUGCCCCAUGAGCCUCUCACGCAGGGAUGGUUAGACUCAUGUGUCGGGGUUGGGCUGGUUUCAUGGGCCAAGGAGAUGGUAAUUAGUGCCUGUUCUCCUGGCCAUGGUGUCAGCCUCUCCUUCCUUCCCUUAACCUGCAGGCUGGAACCGUUCCCUACACAAAGCCAACGUCAGGCUGGGGGACAAAGGGGGAUCUCCACAGUCCCCUAAUGCCACCGUUGUGCAAAGCUGCCCAUUUUAAAGCUGAGCAGGUUUCUCCUGCCUCUCCAUCUGCUUUCCGCAGCCUCGCAGAUCCCUCCCCAUCCAUCACAUGUCUCUCCUCAUCCUUGGAGACCCUCCUUCUCUUUCUCUCUCCUAAUGAAGAUUGAUUCCCUUGUUCCCUACAGGUCUUUCCUUCCCCAACUCUCCCUCUGCACUUCAGCAAGACCCGACCUUCCCUCCAGCACCCGUCCAGAGCUCCUGGCAGCAUCUACCCUCACUCCCAGGCUUUGUUCUCUUAUGCUCCCAUCCACGGUUACCCCAGGUAGAGAGCUGGCCCCAGAGCUGAUCCUCACAGGCGUCCAACGCCUUGGUGCCACCAUCACCUCCUGGUGUCUCCUGGGGGGCAUUGAGCAGAAGGGGUGCUCUCAAAUGGGGGUUUUAGCAUGUGUUAGCUGGCCUUGCUUUCCCGUCGGUUGUUUUAACAGGCACCGGGUGCUUCCUGAGCAGCACAAGAGCUCGGUUCCCCUGCGUUAUAGGGCUUUCACCACCCACCUUGAGGGAAACAAACUGCUUCUUUGUGAGAGAAUUUUACAGCGAGGUGCUCGUUCGAUGCAGGUUAUAAUCAAUUGGCAAGCAUUUUUCAUAGCUGAUGGGUGGGCCUGAUCCUGGUCUCAGUUGAAUCAGGGGCUGGUCAAAAAGUCAAGAGCUCCAGCCCUCCUAAUUUUGUGGACAUCCGUGGGUUUUGGACCAGGACCAGGCUCACCAACCAGCCUGAGGACAUACCAAACAUGUUGCGGGCUGCUUGGGGAGUGCUCUGCAGAGCCACUUGUCACAGGGCAAAUUCCAGCUCGGGGAUGGCAUUUCGGUUUUGUGCACCAGCCGAUUGCUCUGACAGCUUUGCAAUGAUGUUCUUUCUCUGC
Aquila chrysaetos chrysaetos is the source of this 7643-nucleotide messenger RNA. It is a transcript of the gene MAP6, whose product is annotated as microtubule associated protein 6. Gene Ontology annotation, cellular component: dendrite; Golgi-associated vesicle; axon. The transcript is spliced from 4 exons. The coding region runs from base 81 to 1193 and encodes 370 amino acids. The record is from RefSeq and is a predicted model, not a curated record. Gene Ontology annotation, molecular function: calmodulin binding; microtubule binding. NCBI's taxonomy places the organism in Eukaryota, Metazoa, Chordata, Aves, Accipitriformes, Accipitridae. Gene Ontology annotation, biological process: cytoskeleton-dependent intracellular transport; dendrite morphogenesis; regulation of microtubule cytoskeleton organization.